Molecule: messenger RNA, 837 nt
Organism: Cajanus cajan (pigeon pea)
Lineage: Eukaryota; Viridiplantae; Streptophyta; Magnoliopsida; Fabales; Fabaceae
Source: RefSeq, a predicted model, not a curated record
AUGUUUGAGCCAUGCAAGUGGGAGAACAAGAACAUACUACAUUUCACUGACCUAAUUAGAAAUUCCUAUCUCCCUAAGAAACUGAGAAUCCAGAGAAAACAUUCUCAAGAGGAGUGUCUGCUAAGGACUGCCACAAAGUUGAAUGAGGCUGGGAUAAGCUUUGAGAAGGUUCAUAAUAGAUGCUUACUUGACAUAAAGUUUAAGAAGAAGAGAUUCUUCAGCUGGUUUCUUUCCUUGGGUUGCUUGCCACGUUGCAAGUUGUUCAAAGCUAGGUUUCAAAUCCCCCAGUUGAGAGUGGACCACACAACAGAAUGUGUUCUUAGGAACCUAAUAGCCUUUGAGCAGUGUCACUAUCCUGAGGCGCCUUACAUUUGCAACUAUGUUUCUCUAAUUGACUCUUUUAUUCACACCAAAGAUGAUGCAGAGUUGCUUGUUGAGAAAGAAGCUAUUGUACAUGAACUAGGGUGUGAUCAAGAGUUAACAAAUCUGGUUAAUGGUCUUUGCAAACAUGUAGUGACAGAUUCAACAUGCUACCACAAAAUUAUUGAAGAUGUUAAUGGACACUACAACAACAAGUGGAAGUGGGCAAUGGGUACAUUAAGGUGGGUUUACUUCCGUGACCCUUGGAGAAGUAGUUCUACUAUAGUCGGGGUUGUUAUCCUACAUUUGCAAGAAUCCCCCAUGGACAUGGAAGACCUGCGUAGGCGAGUUGACAAGUACAUGCAUAUGGAAGAAAUGGCUGAUUUCUGCAACCAAGCUCGAGGCGAACACGUUGCCAAGAUAGAGAAGUCGGUGGAACAACCAUUCCGAAGUCAAAACAAGGAGAUAACACUUUGA